AUGGCAAUGGUAAAUCCUACACUGAGAGGUCUCGUCGCUAGGUCAAGGGCGAUAUUUCCCAUUUACCAGUCGACAUUUCUGUUCAGCACCGCAUCUGGCAAGGGCAAGUCUGGAGGGAAAGGGAAGUCAGUGGGCUCGCACUCAAAGGGCCAGGAGCCUCCGGCACUACUCGAAGGAUGCGGUAUCAUGGGAUCCUACGCAAACGCGCUCUUCCUAACAAGUAAAACCGCUGGAAAACUGAAUGAGGUUAUGAACGAUUUAAAAUUUCUGUCACAAUCACUGCAAACAUGCGAAGACUUUGGCAUCUUCAUCACAACACCGGGACUAAGUUCCGCUCAAAAAAUCAGCUUUUUAAAGGAGCAUACAGAGGGACUCACAGGGUCAAAGAUGCAAUCAGAAACCCUAAACUGCCUGGAGAUGUUAUUCGAGCAAAAGAGAUCCGGAGGUAUACAGCAACUUGCCAAGCACUUUGAAACGCUUUAUCUAAGUGCCAACGGUCAAAUCAAAUGCACAGUUCAGUCAGCAAAUGAUCUCUCUAGUGAUCACAAGAAGAAGAUAGUUAGUGGACUCAAGGAUAGGCUAGGAGAGUCAAAAGAACCCAUUAUAGAAUAUAAAGUCAACCCAAGUCUACUCGGAGGACUAGUCGUACAUAUAGGUGAUCAAGUUGUGGAUGCAUCGAUUGCAAACAAGUUGGAACGAAUCCAAUCGCAACUCAUGUCCAGAUAUUAA
This is a messenger RNA of Theileria equi strain WA, 729 nucleotides long. Its product is annotated as ATP synthase delta chain, putative. The transcript has a single exon. The record is from RefSeq and is a predicted model, not a curated record. Bases 1 to 729 code for a protein of 242 amino acids. Gene Ontology annotation, molecular function: proton-transporting ATP synthase activity, rotational mechanism. Lineage: Eukaryota; Apicomplexa; Aconoidasida; Piroplasmida; Theileriidae. Gene Ontology annotation, biological process: proton motive force-driven mitochondrial ATP synthesis.